CAAAUUAUACGGGUAUCUUUUUAAAACAUCCACAAAUCUGCUAAAUAUAACGUGUUGUGCAAUUUCGCUGCGGUUUAUUACGCAUUGUAUUCUAUGUUUGUUCCAACAUGUAGCCUACACCUGUAACCAACGCGUGUGUAUUAUCAGCGUGUUCCUGGACGUUUCAUUUAGAUUGCUAUCCCCUCGCUGUCAAAGCCAUGUAACUAUUACUACAACAUAUUGGACCAUUGAACCCUCGUCCCACCCCCUCAGUGGGAGACGGACUCGUGCAGUGUCAGUGCCACGCUGUUAUUACACUAAAUGUGACAUUUAUGUUGUUAAUAGUCGCAUUACUUGUUGUGGUUUGCGAUCACAUGUUCAAAUAAGUUUCAGUGGAUAAGUUCCGAGAGAAUCCUUCCCCCUUUUUGUCGGAGCUUUUAGAAGAAAAGGGAAGAGGGAGAGAGGGGGGGGAAACAAGACAAUUAAAAAGAUUGACAGGUAGGCUCCUCUGUCAGGGGUGACGCUUGUGGAGAGGGGAGGAGUAAAAAUGUAGCAGGAAAAGCCACUCGAUGCGUCUGUCUAUCAGUUGAGACUGUCUGAGACAGCUUCGGGAUCCACCGCGUUUCCAUUUUUUCUCUUUUGGAAGACCUCGGAUCAGACCCUUGGAGGUUUUUCCUCCCCUCUCUUAUUAUAUGUGUUGCUUUUUUUAAAGAGACACAUUGUAGUCCAUGUCGACCUGAUCUGUUGUUGGCGAAGCUUUGGAUGCGUCUUGUUUGUUGCCCCUCUCUCUCAAGUCCUCUCCACCGCAUCAGCCCAACAAAAAAAACCUCUUCCAAGAUGCGAUGAGAUGAACGCUGGGAAUUAUUUCCACUACUCUUGAAAAAAGACGGUCUCUGGCUCGAUAAGAAGGAAACACAAGGAUACUUCACUUAUCAGAGCUGUGCGCUGCGCUCACACGGGACUUAUUUGUUUUGAGACCGCCAGACUUUAUUUAUUUUCUAGUUGCGUAAAAAGGCGCAGCAAAGUAUCGCCCCCCUUCCAAACAGCACUGGUCAUUUUUCCAGGAGCUGAAAACGUGGUGUUUUAGGGGUCUCACUACUGCUGCUGCUUUUUAUUUUUUCUUGCCAUGAGAAACAUGAAGGAAGAUGAUCUUUGAUGGACAUGAAGGUGUCAGGAGCUGGCCGAACCCCUUCGUAAUUGUUGUGCUUAAAGUCCGAGACAACACAGCUUUUAUUUCCAAUAAAGAGCACGCAGUUUUAGAAGAAGAAGACAAUCCCGAGAUCAAAACCUCUACCCCCGAAAAACGGGAUGCUUUUCCAGAACUGACAGACUUGAUUUGCUCGUAAUUCCUGCAUGAGAAGCACCGUGGAAAGUGACGGUCACUAUGCCGAGGAGAAAGCAGCAAGAUCCGCGGCGAGCAGCAGUUGUGUAACGUGAUAUUGUGAGGAACUGAACUCCACUGACGAGAUGAGUGAAAGCGUACGCGCCCGAAGACGAGAAUAAGCCAGGCGAACACAAUGAAGAAGAGCACCUGCAGGAUGACGGCCUCUCAUUAGACGGCCAGGACAAUGAGUUUCUGUGCAACGAGGAAGAAGAAGAUGUGGAUGGAGGCCAGCCACCUAGCUACAGAGACUCUCCGCUCAGCAAUGGCACUAACCCUGAUGCUGGAUAUGGGUCCCCGCUCAGCGACACCAGCGACCGGCUGACAGACUUUAAGAGCACCUCAUCCAGGGACGGUCAGGAGAGGGAAGGCACGACUUUACCCUUCCGUCCCGACAACGGCCUGUCUUUCCAGGAUAGCCUGGCACAGAUGAAAGCCGUCUAUGCAAACCUCAUCUCAGAUGCCUCUUGGUCUAGCAUCACAAUGGACUUAAUGAAAUCUAAGCCUGCUGCAGCCGGCAGUGUCAAUAGUGCCAUCACUACUCCGGAACCUGCCCCUACUGCUUCUGUCUCCUUAACCACGACCACAAACAAGAGCAGCGGGGUCAACAUGACUAGCAGUCACCAUAAUGGCAGGAGCUCCAACGCUACUGUGAACCACACAGGCAGCGCAAGUGGCAAUACUAAUGGCACAGCGUCUAGCUCUGUUAGCAGCAACAGUGCAAACAGUGGUGGGGCAAGCAAUGGUAGCGGUGUGGCCUAUGACUGGCACCAGGCAGCGCUUGCCAAAACUUUUCAACAGAACCCCUACCACCUUUUGCCAGAGCCCAGCCUCUUCAGCACAGUGCAGCUCUACCGGCAGAACAACAAACUGUAUGGUUCUGUUUUCACUGGUGCAAGCAAGUUCCGUUGCAAAGACUGCAGCGGUGCCUAUGACACACUGGUGGGUUUAACAGUCCACAUGAAUGAGACGGGCCACUAUCGAGAUGACAACAAGGACAAAGAGGAGGAUCAGGGAAAGCGCUGGUCCAAACCACGUAAGCGCUCCCUGAUGGAGAUGGAGGGAAAAGAAGAUGCUCAAAAGGUGCUGAAGUGCAUGUACUGUGGCCACUCGUUUGAGUCUCUUCAAGAUCUCAGUGUUCAUAUGAUCAAGACCAAGCAUUACCAGAAAGUGCCUCUCAAAGAACCGAUGCCAGCCUUGGCCACAAAGCUGAUGUCUUCUUCAGCUAAAAAACGAGCUCUCCAUGAUGCUAUAGUGUCCCCAUGCUCGCCAGACUCUAUCCAUGCUAGUAGUGUUGGUGGUGGUAGUGCAUCUCUUGGGGAUGUUGGCACAAAAUCUGCAGGUAACCCCUACGUUACGCCAAACAACCGCUAUGGCUACCAGAAUGGUGCCAGCUACACAUGGCAGUUCGAAGCUCGUAAAGCCCAGAUCCUCAAAUGCAUGGAGUGCGGGAGCUCUCAUGAUACACUCCAACAGCUGACUGCCCACAUGAUGGUUACUGGUCACUUUUUGAAGGUUACAAACUCUGCAUCCAAAAAGGGCAAACAGCUGGUUUUUGAUCCGGUGGUGGAAGAGAAGAUUCAGUCUAUCCCACUGCCACCGACCACCACCAGACUCCCUGUUCCCAGUGGGGUAAAGUCCCAGCCAGUGUCCCCUGCCCUCUCUACAUGCUCAGAGGAAAAGAGAGAAAGAGGCGAGGAUGAAAGGUCUGAAGGUGUGGAGCCAAUGGAGAGAAAAAUCAAGGAGGAGAGAGAUGACUCGGUUGAGAAAUCUAACAAUGACGGCACAUCUUAUAAAUACCUUAGAGAAGAAGAUCUAGAGGAGGCGCCAAAAGGGGGUUUAGAUAUUCUUAAAUCCCUUGAGAACACAGUAUCCAGUGCCAUCAGCAAGGCCCAGACAGGCACGCCCACAUGGGGGGGCUACCCUAGCAUUCAUGCUGCAUACCAGCUGCAUGGCAUGAAGAACUCUUCUACCAUUCUACCCCCAAUGGUCCAGAGUAUGCAGAUGCAGCCAAUGUUCGCAGGUGGGCUACGAGGCCUUGUGAUUAACCCAAACUCAAUCAUCCACUCGCCUCGGAGCCCUUCCUCCCCUACCCCCCUCAGGAGCAAUGUCAGUGCCAUGGAGGAGCUUGUAGAAAAAGUGACAGGGAAAGCUUCCAAUGUGAAGAAGGAAAAGGAGGAGAAGAUGGUGAGCAUUGAACGAUGCCGGCCCCCAUCGUUAGUAAAAUCCCCCUCUCCUGCACUGAGAGAGCAGAGAGAACAAUUAACAUCUCCAAAUGACCUAUCUGUAGGUAAACCAUCGGGUAUGAGAAGUAGCAGCCCAGGCAGUGUAGACUCAGAGCUCAUCUGCAAGAAGGAGCCCAAAGAGAGCCUAGUCGACGGCCACAACAACCAUUCGAAGAAUGGCUCAGAGAUGUGCCAAUCCCCAAUAACUAAUGGCAACUGUCUUGGCAUCAUCACCAAUCACUCACUGGAAAGUCCCUUCAUCAACCCUCUCAGUGCACUCCAGUCAAUCAUGAACACACACCUGGGUAAAGCCUCCAAACCAGUAAGCCCAGCUGGAGACCCACUAUCUAUGCUUUACAAAAUCAGCAACAGCUUGAUGGAUAAGCCAGCGUUCAAAACAACUCCUCAGGGCAAACCCACUGAGCCCAUCAACCACUAUCCGCUGUAUGAGAGCAGUGACCAGCCCAUUGACCUGAGUAAAAGUAAGGCCACCAUUAACAGCAACAAUAACAACAACAACAACAACAACAGCAGCAGCGGGCUCUUGACCAACAGUAGUGUAAAUGGUAACAAACCCCUAAUUUCCCUCCCUGACUCAGUCUCCUCUCCUCUGAGAGAGAAUGCUCUGAUGGACAUUUCCGACAUGGUAAAGAACCUCACAGGGAGACUGACGCCCAAAUCUUCAACCCCUUCCUCCAUCUCAGAGAAGUCAGAUGCAGACUGCAGUGCUUUUGAGGACGCCCUAGAGGACCUCUCCCCAGUGCAGAAGAGGAAAGGAAGGCAAUCCAACUGGAAUCCCCAGCACCUCCUCAUCCUCCAGGCACAGUUUGUGUCCAGCCUAAGGGAGACCUCAGAGGGCCGCUUCGCCAUGACUGACCUAGGCCCUCAGGAAAGGGUCCACAUCUGUAAGUUCACAGGCCUCUCCAUGACCACCAUAUCCCAUUGGCUGGCUAACGUCAAGUACCAGCUGAGACGGACUGGGGGCACCAAGUUUCUCAAGAACAUGGAUUCAUGCCAGCCUGUGUUCCUCUGUGGUGACUGUGCCUCCCAGUACAGGACUCCCUCCGCCUACAUCGGCCACCUGGAGUCUCACCUGGGCUUCAGCUUGAAGGACCUGUCCAAACUGUCAACGGAGCACCUUCGAGAGCAGCAGGCUGCCUCAAAGGUGAUCACAGACAAAAUGACAUUCGGCAGGCCCCUGUCAGCAUUGACCACGGCAGAGGACGACACAAGCUCCGUGUAUCAGUGCAGACUUUGCAAUCGGACAUUCGUCAGCAAACACGCAGUCAAACUGCAUCUCAGCAAGACCCACGGCAAGUCUCCAGAGGACCACCUGGUGUUUGUCACUGCUUUGGAGAAACUGGAGAAGAUGUAGAAAGUUUAAGCGGGGUCUUGUGCUGAGAGCAGUAGACACUGACAGCUGUGGAACUGACUAGAAUUUCAUUGCACUAAAAUGACUUUAUUCACAGUUACUGCACUGGGCCGAACUGAGCCGCCAGAAAGAUAUCGAUCUUAUUUUUUUUUUUUUUGUGAUAACUGCCUGACUGGACCAUGUCUUUUCAUGUUGAUUUGUUUUUGUUUUGCCAAGCUUUUUUUACACUUAUUUUGUAAUAUAUUUAUAUGCUAUUUGUCUGAUCUGUGCAUGUAUUUUAGUGAAUCAAGGUUAAAUACAAGAUUUUAAUCUUUUCAUGGCAAAAAUACAACUACUGCUUCAAUUGUAAAAGUGGUGAGCGGAAAGAGAAUUUGUGGAAGAGAAAACUGUAUAAUACUUGAUAUGAAGAAGGUGAAAAUUAAAUGUAUACACCAAAAGAAUGAAAGAAUACCCGGAGAGACUGAAGUAGCACCUUAGACAGUUGAAAUUUGAAUUUGUAAAGAGAACACGUUUUGAAAUAUCUUGCAUUUGUCAAAAUCAGAUUGAUUUAAAAAAGAUCAAGGAUUAUCAUUUCCUUCCCCUCUCCUUUUUGGUUCCUGUCACUGCAAUGUUUCUGAUGAUGAAUGGCCUGCUCAUAAAUCUGUCAGUGUAUUAGAAAAAGAUCAUGUGAACCUUUGGAAAAACUGAAAUGCUGCUUCUGGUUACGAGUCAAUCAGUGAAAAAUGAAUGGCCGUCAGUAUGCAAGAUUGCUCAAAAAACUUUUCCUUGUUGUGAAGUAUCACCCUAUAGCAAUUUUCCAGUUGUAUGGUUUGUUACAACAUUCUCUUUCUAAAUUGUGUCACUCUAUUCAACUGUAAAGAGAACAGUCCGUUACAUGUAGAUGAUUACUAGUGAAAUGUCAGUACUCCGUAAGACAUAUCUUACCAUUUGAAAACGGCUCAACAUUCUUUGUAUCUUAAGGUGUGUGCAUUCUCUAACUUUUAUAUUGUCAUUUUAUAUACAAAAAUGAUAAAAAAAUAAAAACAGAUGGUGUAUAUAGAUAUAUGCUGUAGAGCUACAAAAUGUCCUUUUUUAAAGAAAAAUACAAAUGUAGCUUCUUUGGCUUGGUUUACAGACAUGAUUUUAAUUAUACUUGCAUCCAAUUUGAUGCAUGAAAAUGGUGUGGAAAAUAAAUAAGCGAUGCACAAUGACUAUACAUUUCAAUGUUUUAUCGACAAUAUUGUAAAAAAAAAAACUUUUUAGCACCGAUUAGUUUGUUUCAUUUCUUUCUCAAUUGUAAAAUAAACCUCAAAGCAGUUGUUAACAGUCA
Messenger RNA from Gymnodraco acuticeps, 6266 nucleotides. RefSeq names its product teashirt homolog 1-like. Gene Ontology annotation, cellular component: nucleus. The coding region runs from base 1790 to 4960 and encodes 1056 amino acids. Gene Ontology annotation, biological process: regulation of transcription by RNA polymerase II. The record is from RefSeq and is a predicted model, not a curated record. NCBI's taxonomy places the organism in Eukaryota, Metazoa, Chordata, Actinopteri, Perciformes, Bathydraconidae. The transcript has 4 exons. Gene Ontology annotation, molecular function: DNA-binding transcription factor activity, RNA polymerase II-specific; DNA binding.